AUGUUUGGCAUCCACGACAGCAUCCAGAGGAGUGGGAGUAGUAUGAAAGAAGAGCCCAUGGUGGCCGGGAUGAACGCGGUUCGGACAUGGAUGCAGGGCGCCGGAGUGCUGGACGCCAACACAGCCGCCCAGAGCGGAGUGGGUCUCGCUCGGGCACACUUCGAGAAGCAGCCGCCCUCCAACCUUCGCAAGUCCAACUUCUUCCACUUCGUCUUGGCUUUAUACGACAGACAGGGUCAGCCGGUGGAAAUAGAGAGAACCACCUUCGUCGACUUUGUAGAGAAGGAAAAGGAAACGACGGGGGAAAAGACCAACAAUGGGAUCCAUUAUAGACUCCAGCUCCUCUAUAGUAACGGGAUCAGAACAGAGCAGGACUUGUAUGUCCGUCUCAUUGACUCCAUGACUAAACAGGCAAUUGUCUAUGAGGGCCAAGAUAAAAAUCCAGAGAUGUGUCGGGUCCUGCUGACCCAUGAGAUCAUGUGCAGUCGAUGCUGUGAUAAGAAGAGUUGUGGCAACAGGAAUGAGACCCCAUCAGACCCUGUCAUCAUCGACAGGUUCUUCCUCAAGUUCUUCCUGAAGUGUAACCAAAACUGCCUGAAGAAUGCAGGGAACCCUCGAGACAUGAGGCGUUUUCAGGUGGUUGUGUCCACUACGGUGAGUGUGGAGGGUCAUGUCCUGGCUGUGUCAGACAACAUGUUCGUGCACAACAACUCCAAACACGGGCGCAGAGCUCGGAGACUGGAUCCUUCAGAAGGCACACCUUCCUACCUGGAACAUGCAACCCCCAGCAUUAAAGCCAUCAGCCCUAGUGAAGGAUGGACCACAGGGGGCGCUACAGUCAUCAUCAUUGGAGACAACUUCUUUGACGGCUUACAGGUCAUCUUUGGAACCAUGUUGGUUUGGAGUGAGUUGAUCACUCCCCAUGCCAUACGAGUGCAAACUCCACCCAGACACAUCCCCGGGGUGGUGGAGGUCACGCUGUCCUACAAAUCCAAACAGUUCUGCAAAGGCACACCUGGACGCUUCAUCUACACAGCGCUGAAUGAGCCAACUAUAGACUACGGCUUCCAGAGGUUACAGAAGGUCAUCCCCAGACACCCCGGAGACCAAGAGAGAUUACCUAAGGAGGUGAUUUUAAAGAGAGCAGCAGACCUGGUAGAAGCCUUGUACGGGAUGCCUCACAAUAACCAGGAGAUGAUUCUCAAACGAGCGGCAGAUAUCGCAGAGGCCCUGUACACAACAGUGCCACGAGGGCACAAUCAGCUAGCCAGUCUUGGCAGCGGCUCCGUCCAUGCUGGCAUGAUGGCAGUAAACUCCUUCACGGGGUCAGAGGUGGCACAAACAGCCAAUCAGGGUUUCAGUAGGAGUACAAGCAGUGUGUCCCCUCAUGGUUAUGUCCCCAGCUCCACUCCCCAGCAGAGUAGCUACAGCUCUGUCUCCACUAGCAUGAAUGGCUACGCUAACUCUGGCAUGGCAACCUUGGGCACCUCGCCCAACUUCCUCAAUGGAUCUGCAGGCAACUCGCCCUAUGCUAUCGUCCCGUCCAGUCCCACCAUGGCCUCGUCGACCAGCCUGCCGUCCAACUGCAGCAGCUCCUCCGGCAUCUUCUCCUUCUCUCCAGCCAACAUGGUUUCCGCCGCAGUCAAGCAGAAGAGCGCCUUCGCUCCUGUCGUGAGACCCCAGAACUCCCCUCCGCCCACGUGCACCAGCGCUAACGCUAACAGCCUGCAAGAUCAGUCUUUUGUGGACUCUAGCAAGUACUCAUCAGCCAGCUCUCUGCAGGGCCUGGCCUUCUCCUGAACAGCGAUUCCCGGGAUGAUCGUUCCACCCAUGUAGAGGAUCUGGGAUAGCUGGAGAUUUGGGAAUGUUGAGAGGAAAAGACACAGUAGCGGAGUCUGGCGAGUCUCUGUUAUGCUCCGGAGCUGAACUGAAGGAAGUCACGAUAAGACGCAGGACUCUGUUAAACUCAGGCCUUUCCAUUGGGAUUUCAUCUGAAGGGAUAAGGGAGGAGAAAACUGUACAACACAAAACCUUUGUGAUGUUAUUUCCCUCUUGCUUGAAUUAGUGUAGCUUGUCUGACACCGCGUUGGAUGGAGUGUAUAAAGACUGAUAGUUUGCCCACAGUGUGACACUGACCUCAUGAAAAGAGCAUUUAUUUAUCUUUAUGUUUAUGCCUGUAAGGUUUGGGUUUGAUUACUGGAGGCCCCACGCCAUCUUGCAAUCCAUAACUCGCACAAACAACAGUGAAGUGUUGGUUUGGCUAUGAAGUUUACGUAACCUCUCUCACAAUAGAAGAUGCUUUCCCUAGCUCACUAGAAACCACUUAACAACACACUGGCCAACUGGAACUAAGGUCAACAACCCGAAAAACAAAGAAGUACAGAAAAGAACAAAAUCAACCCUCAAUUUUGCUGCUAAUUAUCCCAUAAAUCUAAAAAUGGUGUAACAAAAUCGCCCUCUGUUAUUUCAACAUCAGAAAACAUGCCUUUCUUUCUUUCUUUCUUUGUUUCUUUCUUUUUUUUUGGGUGGGUGGGUUUGUUUUGUUUGUUUGAAUUUUAAUAAAACUGUGAGGAUUGAGCUGUUUGCAAUAUGCUUUUCUGCUUGUCAUUUAAAGAAAAGGUGAUUGAUUAGCCAAAAUUGCCAUUUUGUCUGAGAUUUUAGUAAAGACUUGAAAAGCCAGAGGAUGUGUGCGUCCAGCCAGCACUGUACUGAAGGAGUCUAGCAAAUAUCAAAUUAGAAUAAAUGCGUGAUAUAUGUGAUAUAUUUUUGUAUAUAAAAAAAAAAAAAGUUGAAUCUUUCAUUUGACAUUUCUUUCUUUUUGCAAUAGCUAUAGUUUGAAAUGUAAACAUUAAAUGUCUUAAGGCAGCUUCUCAGUACAGAAGAUAGAUUUACUGUGUGUUGUCAAUAUCUCAUCUGCUAAACAUGAGAAACAUGGAUUUGGAUACAAAAAGGGGAUUUCUGUAAAAUAUCCUAUAAAUAAUGUAUUUAUCCCUUGUAUUUGUACAUUGCCUCUCACCUUCGUUUAGUUGUGUUGUGUAAGUUUAAUACAGUAAGUGAACAUAUUUCACCGUGUUUUGUUUCAUUAUUUACUGUUGUCUCUUACUAUUUAAAUGUGACUUUUUUUUUUUUUAUCUUUUUGGUUUUGUAUGUACGGUAUACCAUGCCUUCAUUUGUUGAUUCAAAAACAUGCCAUUGUCUAUUUUUGUAUUAUUUGUAAGUUAAUAAAACAUUUCUGUUUUUUUUCCUUAUAAAAUGUUUAUUGUAUGGCAAAAAGUAGCAUCUUAUUCAGAGUAUUUGGUUGAAGUAGAUUUUUUAAGAAUAUAUACACAUUAAUAUAUACUGUAAAUCUAUAUCUUUUUUGUUUGAACUCCUUGAGGCUUUCAGAUUGAUACUGUUCUUGAACUGAUAAUAUGCAUGGGUUCUUCUCUUGAGUGACACUUUUCUUUUGUGUGUGUGUGGAAACCAAGAGAACUAAGAAAUUGCUCUGUAUUUUUUCUUUCUUUGUGUUCCUCGUUUUCCCCUCUGUUCUUUCUUUUCCUCUGUUAUUUAUGCCUGCUUACAUACUGUAUCUAUAUACUCGUUCUUUUUUUUCUGUCACUGUAAUCUUUACCAGCAGUCUAGAUGCCUUAACAAUGCAAACCCAUUCUUCAUUCAAUCACGUGUACAGUUUUCUACCCUCACCACAAUUGUCUAUUGCCACAGAGGAAUUCAUGGGAACUUGGGGACAAAGCACAAACCCACUCUGUUUGGUGGUGAAGCCAGACUAGAAUACAAAGAGCCAUAAUUCAACAAUCACACACACCCCGAUGUACUAUAAUACUACAGCAAUGGCACGCUUUGAAGGACAGUUGACGCUGAGAGGUCUGUCUCAGCUGUGCUCAUUGCACUUUAUUGUGUUCGAGGAAACACUUUAUGACUUUUUUGUAGCAAUUAUGUAGCUUAUUUUUCGACUUAAUGAAAAACUUCAGCAGCAUGAUACUAAUAUUUAUCUUCAUUUUCCUCACAAUCAGCGCAACAGUUGACAACACAAAGCUGUUAAGUUGUAGUACAAAGGGGCGCACAGUGAAGACAAGCACUGUCACAGCACAAUUUUAAUCUCACACACGGAGCCGUAGUUUUGACUCCGCUAUCUGACAGUCGAUCCCCCCUCCCGUCCUUCCCUCCCUUAUUUAGCCUUUGGACAAUACAGCUUCAUUACAAGCUAAACAGAACAAGAGCAAGAGAGGAAGCAUGAAAGGGAGCUCCUUGGCCCCUCAGCCAUUUCUGUAGUCUUUUCUUUGUGUCUGCCGUGUGUCUUCAAGCUGUUGCUGGACAGAGAAUAGGGCUUUUCUCUCUGCUUUUCUUUUCUAGAGCCUGGUUUUGUUAAGUGGGUAGAAAGGACCGUUUUAACAGAGGCGCCUGCUGACAGACGAGUGUUUUUCAGGCACUUGUGCCUGUGCUGGUCCGGGCCAGGGCGGGAGGGGCUGCACCAUAUCUGUUUCAAAUGAACUACAGAGGUCUGUUGUCAUACAAUGGCUUCUUUGUAAGCAAAGUUCCAUCCUAAUUAUGAAUAUUGGUAAUGGGUGACAAAGUUUUGUAUUUAGGUAACAAACAACAAAAAAAAAAGAUGCAAACCAAAUAGCUGGUGUCUAUUUUUUCCUCUGUUUUGUCUUUGACUGCAAAUACACUGAACAGCUCUAUGAUAUAAGGGAAGAAAAAAAAAUCUACUGUAUAGAUUGUUAUUGUUUUUGAUGAAAACUGAGCUGUAAGAUAACUUUUGGACUCUCACAAUGUUGAAUUAAAGUUACCUCUUGUCUGUGA
Sphaeramia orbicularis (orbiculate cardinalfish) is the source of this 4800-nucleotide messenger RNA. It is a transcript of the gene ebf1a, whose product is annotated as EBF transcription factor 1a. Gene Ontology annotation, molecular function: DNA binding; DNA-binding transcription factor activity. NCBI's taxonomy places the organism in Eukaryota, Metazoa, Chordata, Actinopteri, Kurtiformes, Apogonidae. Gene Ontology annotation, biological process: regulation of DNA-templated transcription. The record is from RefSeq and is a predicted model, not a curated record. Bases 1 to 1800 code for a protein of 599 amino acids. The transcript has 17 exons.